UCAGCUGUAUAAAUAAGAGUUUCUUAUCAAUUGACGUUCGAUUAAGGCGCUAUUUUUCGGUUACCGUUCAAAUGGAGAUACAUAAAUCCCUUUUAGUCGUUCUGAUCAUACAAUGUCUGCUCGUGGUUGAGUAUGUUCGACCCGAUUGUGGGUGCAAUAAACUCAAACGACAGGCGGAAGGACAGGAAAACCCCACGGAGCAAGUUCUAUUUCCUAAUGGCAAAUCAGAAGAUCACGAGCAUAAACCAGAGCGGUUGGUGGAUUUGGUAGAACAUUCCAAAAAGUAUGAAAAGAUGAGCUUAAUCCCUGGUGGAGAAUACAGCAUUGGAACAAACGAGCCUAUCUUUGUGAAGGACCGAGAAUCGCCGGCACGAACCGUAUCGAUCGGCGAGUUCUACCUCGACCAGUACGAAGUUUCCAACGCUCAGUUUCAAGAGUUUGUUGACCAAAUGGGUUACACUACAGAAGCAGAAACGUUCGGCGAUAGCUUUGUGUUUCAGCAGCUCCUGUCGGAGGAGGUGCGCAAACAGUACGAAGAUUUUCGCGUCGCUGCCGCCCCCUGGUGGUAUAAGGUGAAGGGCGCCUCUUGGAAGCACCCGGAAGGAGACUCGUCACGUGACAUCAGCAACCGGCUGGACCAUCCCGUUGUGCAUGUCUCGUGGAACGAUGCCGUUGCUUACUGCAAGUGGAAGGGCAAACGGUUGCCAACGGAAGCUGAAUGGGAAGUGGCCUGUCGCGGGGGACGCAAACAGAAACUGUUUCCCUGGGGUAACAAACUGCUUCCGAAGGAACAGCACAUGAUGAACAUAUGGCAGGGUGCAUUCCCGGACAGCAACCUGGCGGAGGAUGGAUGUGAGAGCACGUGCCCGGUAACGGCCUUCCGGCAGAAUCCAUUCGAUCUGUACAACAUCGUGGGAAACGUGUGGGAGUGGACUUCGGACUUGUGGGACGCGAAGGAUGCCACCGCCGAGCGGAAACCAGGUGUUGACCCACCGAAUCGUGUUAAAAAGGGUGGAUCCUACCUCUGCCAUGAAUCUUAUUGCUAUCGCUAUCGAUGUGCUGCUCGCUCGCAAAACACGGAGGACAGUUCUGCCGGAAAUCUUGGUUUUCGAUGUGCUGCAGAAGUGAACUGAAACCAUUCAAACUAGACGAACGGUUUUGUGAUGUGCACAACCAAGUAUUUUAUCCUAAUAAAUCUCAAUUUGAAA
This is a messenger RNA of Anopheles coustani, 1208 nucleotides long. Its product is annotated as formylglycine-generating enzyme. Lineage: Eukaryota; Metazoa; Arthropoda; Insecta; Diptera; Culicidae. The record is from RefSeq and is a predicted model, not a curated record. The transcript has a single exon. Bases 72 to 1133 code for a protein of 353 amino acids. Gene Ontology annotation, cellular component: endoplasmic reticulum.